UAUUAGUUAUCUCCCUUAUCUAAAACUGAUUUUAUUUCCUGUUAUAGUCGCCAAAAUUAAAAAUAAUUAUUUAUAAAUUCGAUACAUUGUCACUGAGUCGAACAGAGAAAAAUUUACAGAAUGGUGAGAAAGCGUAGAAACAAUGCUUCAAGCAAGUCAUCAACUUCUUCACUGAGAAGCAAUAAAGGAAGAAAAGGAGGAACCCCAGAAGACUCUCCGAAAGCUAAGAUUGCAAAAUGUAGUACUUCAGUUUUGGAUGGGACUCCGCCCAAUGUUUAUGUUACAGAAACGGUUGAUCUUUAUAAAGUCAAGCCUGAAGAAUCAUCAGAUAAUGUAAUACAGGCUAAAUGCAACAGAGUUAUCCCCCUUAUUAUUGAUGACGAGGAUGAGAAAACUACGUUAUACCAGAAAAAAAUCCUCUCUAAGGGCUCAAAUGGUAGACAGAAACAUUCUUAUUCUGAAAUAUAUGUAUUUACCGACAAAUCGAUGGCAACUAAUAAAGAUCAAAGAAAUAAAGGUAAUUCAGCCAAUUUGGAUGAUUUGUCGUCAGUCAUUAGAUACUCUACUAAUGAAACAGGAAUUCAGGAGGAAUUACCGUCAUCCGUCAAAUCCAAAACCAUAUCAGAUGACAGGAAUUCAUUUGGUUUGUAUGGGAAAAAUAAAUGUUCACCAGGGAAAAAGAAAGAUUUUGACUUGUCUGGGAAAAGAAAACGUUCAUUUGGCAUGCAUGGGAAAAACCAAUGUAAACCGGUAUCCAGGAACUCUCAGAUGGAAACUGAAGAAAAAGAGAAGAUGGUUCCAUGUAAUUUUGUUUGCAAACUCUGUAGUUCAGAAUUUAGCGAUUCACAAACCUGCUUCAGUCACAUAAUAGAUAAUCAUACAACAAUUGCAACUAACAAAAAGUGUGUUUGCCAGAUUUGCUGGUCUUCGUUUACGUAUUCGCAUACGUUAAGAACUCAUGUUAUGAAUAAACAUGUUUAUUUAAAUUCUGAACAAGGGAAGUGUGAAGCAUCUUCAGCGAAAACUGAAAAAUUUGUCAUAGAAAUGGAUUAUGCUGAAGAUGUGAAACCAGUUAUUGAUAAGAAGGGAAAUGUAGUUGAAGUUGAUCAAAAAAUCAUUUCUCAAAAAAUUGGUGAUGAUGAAAAUGGAAAGAAUGUCAAAUCCUCAUGUUCAUUCAAUGAUUCCAAUUCAUCAAACCAAAGUGCUCUGAAGCCAUCUCCAAAAUUAAAAAAAAGAAUACGGCGUCGGACCACUGUUGUUAUUAAGCACAAAUGUGAAAAGUGUGAAAAAUGGAGUCCAAAGAAAUAUUUCAUAUUGAGACAUAUGAUUAUCCAUACAUCAGAAGAUAGGGUAAAAUGCAGACAGUUCUUGUGUCAAAUAUGUCGGAGGAAAAUGAAAAAUACACCUUCACUGAAAAGACAUUUACUAAAAAAACACAUUAUUACUGAGUAUCCACAAACAAUGCUCAAAAAAAAAUUACUUGAGAAAAUAAAUGUGAAUGAAAAGGAAAAACGUCCGACAAUGGGUGAUGUCCCUAUUAAAAGGGUCAUUAUGCGCUACAACUGUGAAUGUUGCAGUUUGAUUUUACAUUCCAAGCCUGCACUAAGCAAGCAUUCUUCAUCACAUAUACACUUGAUCAAUGGCAAAAAGCGGGACAAAGCGUAUAAAUGCGAAAAGUGUUCCAAAUUGUUCAAAACACUGAAGGAAGCUUGUGAUCAUUUUGAUGAGGAACACUUUUUGAUUAAUUGUUAUGCUCCUAGUCAUUUCAUGGUCGGUUCUAUUGCGCAGAACGAAGGAAAAAUCGACCCUGCGCUCCCUAAGGAACAGAUCAAUUAUUACUUUCAGUGUCAUGCAUGUUCUAAAAUAUUCCUCACAAGACAUGAUAUUACUACCCAUAUGUCUAUGUACACAAAAUAUGAUCUGGCCCUGGAUAAAUCCAAAUGUAAGCUUUGUGACAAUUCUUUUUCACUACCUAUAGAUGCCACACGUCAUAUGACAAAGCAUUUUUUAACAGUGGCCUACAAACAAACAAUCGUUUUUAAACAGAUUUCUGUUGAAUAAACAAAGUGGACAUGGGCAUAAUUCAAAAAGAUCUAGUUACAUUUGUCUUUCUUUAUAUUUCUUAACCAUGUUUGGUGGGGGGGGGGGGGGAUGGCCAAAUGGUUAGUAAGUGCACACUGUAUCAUAAGGUCUGUCAUGGAGUCAACUGGCGUGGUUUCGAUUCCCCGGUUGUACGUGACAAGGAGUAGGGCCAGCUGUCCAACCCGAUGGGUUUUCUCCGGGUCCUCCGAGGUUUCUUCCCACUGCUAAAGAUCCCUACUCGCAAGCGAAUUAUUGAAAUAAGAUUGAACCAUAUGUUAGUCUCGAAAUGACCUAGUUUGUGUCGAGUGGACGUUAAACCCCAUUUCUCUCUCUCUUUUAACCAUGUGUAGACAUUAAGAAUAUCAAAUUUUUUAAUAUGGUAUCAACAAAAUAGUUAUUUAUUGUCAACUUGAAGAUGUUAUCCAUAGAACUGUUGUGUUUAUUUUAAUGUGUUCAAUCUGUUCAAUUAAUCAUGAUCAAAAUUACAUGUUUUACAUCAUUUCACAAAUUAUACAUGUAUGUUCAUUAAAGCUUCAGCAUUCUGCUCACAGAGAACUAUCUACUCUACUUCGAGAAUAGAUCUCUGAUCUAAAUGGCCAUCAUAUCCAACAAUUUGUAUACUGUUUUGUAAUGCGAUGAUACUCAGUUUCACACGUCUGUCAUAAAUACAAAGACUAAAUAAACCUUAAUUUGAAGCAAAAUAAAUACUUUCCUCAGUUCGCGAAGUAUACAUUUUGUUUUCGACUAAAAUCGUCGAGUUAGGACUUAAAAUGUUGGUCAACUAGCAGACAGACAGCAUAAGUUUAGUAUGAAGCUUCAGUUGAUGAUAUAAUAUAUCUAAUUUUUUACAGUGUAAUCUGCGCUGAAAUUGUUUAUUUAACAUUUAGUUAAAGAAAAUAAAACCUAGAUUUUGUCAAGACUUGGAUUCAAAAUGGGCCCAAAAAAUUUUAGCCAGCACUUAUACAUGUACUUAAUCUCAUCUCAAUGUUGCAAAAUCUUCAAUUUAUCAUAACUUUGUUAAAGCUGCUGAUUUCACAUUUUUGGGACAAUGUUUAAUUUAAUUUUCAUGGUGUAGCUAAUUCAAGCUAAAAUAUAUCAAAAUCAAAAUACCACCAGUAGAUAAUCUCCAUACUUGAACAUUUGUAAGUAAUUAAGAAAACGAUAUCAAAUAUCAACCGCUUGGAUUCAGUAUACAAAGGUAUACAGACAACUCAUCCCAAAGACAACUCAUCCCAAGACAACUCAUCCCAAGACAACUCAUUCCAAUAUAAGACAACUAAUCCCAAGAUAAAAAGACAAAUCAUCCCAAGAUAAAACAACUCAUCCCAACUUUAAAACAUGGGUAAAGAUAUAAGACAACUUAUUCCAACAAAUAUAAGUGUUAGUUAUAUUUGUUUUAAUACAAUUGCUUUCUUUGAAGACCACUCAGAUCAAUCUGAUUUUGUUAUUAAAAAUGUGUUAUGAGUUAUGUUAAUAAAAUUGAUAUUGUUGUUUUAAUCAAAUUGAUAUUGUUGUUUUAAUCAAAUUGAUAUUGUUGUUUUAAGAAUAGGACGCUCUGUAUACUUAUCAUAGCAUACACGUUUCAAUUCCUUCUUUGAACCAUACAUGCGACUGAAAAUGUUGGCCCCAGUUGUGCUGAUUGUUUCCAUAUCAUUGUCCGAUAGAAAUUCGUCAGAAUAUGACAUUAUAUCCUUAUCUUUAUGUAUGAGUUUCAGUAUAGCUAAUAUCUUGGGAUGAGUUGUCUUUGGGAUGAGUUGUCAGGUAUUCAUUACAAAGAGGCCCUUCAAAGAUUUGAAUGGAAAUUAUAGCUGUUGAUGGCUUGUUCGAUCAUAUCCUGUUUAUAUUGUCGGCAGAGGAUGUUGUGUGUUGACAUAUUUUCAAUUCAUCAUAUCUUUGUAAAUACUGUACAAUUUUGGACGACUGAUAUUCCAUAUAGUAAUUCAAUAUUACAAUGUUUACAGGGGAUUAAACAUUCCACUAGUUUCAUUAGAUCAUUAUUUUAAACAUGGUCAUUAAAGGAACUAAAUCGCUAAUAUUUGGGACUUAGAUAUUGACAAGAAAUGGAUUGCAACAAAUAUGAUAAUGUAAUCUGAAUGUAUAUAAACUGAUUUAGAUCCAA
Molecule: messenger RNA, 4201 nt
Organism: Patella vulgata (common limpet)
Lineage: Eukaryota; Metazoa; Mollusca; Gastropoda; Patellidae
Product: zinc finger protein 28
Exons: 2
Coding region: 121-2061 (646 amino acids)
Biological process (GO): regulation of transcription by RNA polymerase II
Cellular component (GO): nucleus
Molecular function (GO): DNA-binding transcription factor activity, RNA polymerase II-specific; RNA polymerase II transcription regulatory region sequence-specific DNA binding
Source: RefSeq, a predicted model, not a curated record